GUAUAAAAGGGAUGUCCUACUCCCCAUACACACGUCUGAGAGCUUCUGUCAUAUCGAGAAGAUGGAGUUGCCAAAGUGUGCCUUGAUUCUAGCAACAAUAGUAGUUGCUUUUUCUAUUUCCUUUGCCCAAAAUGAAGGAGGUAGUCAAGUAAGUGUCCACCAAGUGGAGGUACUGAGAGGUAGGGAUGGGAGAGAUGGAGUGAGAGGUCCAGCUGGACCACCAGGACCAGCUGGACCAACAGGAACCAAUGGGCCACAGGGAGAGAGAGGACUGCAGGGAAUGUUAGGCCCCCUGGGGGUUAGUGGAGAAAAAGGAGAUCAUGGGAAUAAGGGAGAUCGCGGGGACACUGGACUCCCUGGACCUCAGGGACCACUAGGAGCCCCAGGUCCUCUUGCCAUGGGAGGAGCUGUCUAUGUUCGCUGGGGGAGGACUGUUUGCCCCAGUGACCAGGGAACUGAGCUGGUGUACUCUGGGAGAGCUGGAGGGAGUAGAUAUGAUCACCGUGGAGGGGGUGCCAACCAUCUCUGUAUGCCAGAUGAUCCUGAACACUUGCAGUAUACUAGUGGAGUAAGCGGAAAUAGCUACAUGUAUGGAGUGGAGUAUCGAUCACAUUCUCAACCAUUACAAACUGUUGAAUACCACAAUGUUCCAUGUGUUGUGUGCCAUGUCACAACACGAGCUACACUGUUGAUGAUUCCAGCUAAAGUCAACUGCCCCACAAACUGGACCACAGAGUACACUGGAUACUUGAUGACUGCAGGCUCUGGUCAUCACGUCCACAUAUGAAUGUGUGGACAAAGAUCCCGAAUCCGUUUGACUAAAUGG
This is a messenger RNA of Geodia barretti, 826 nucleotides long. The record is from the annotation of a GenBank genome assembly. Lineage: Eukaryota; Metazoa; Porifera; Demospongiae; Tetractinellida; Geodiidae.